Cooperia oncophora is the source of this 913-nucleotide messenger RNA. NCBI's taxonomy places the organism in Eukaryota, Metazoa, Nematoda, Chromadorea, Rhabditida, Trichostrongylidae. The record is from the annotation of a GenBank genome assembly.
CUGUUUGUUGGAGGAAUACCGGCCGGCAGUAGGAUUGCCAGCGAAGUACGUAAUCGUGCCUUCGAAGGAGAUAUUGAAGAUUUGACCCUGCACGGUGAACCAGUCGGACUGUGGAAUGCGAAGAGCGGUGGUGCAGUGAGAGUUCGUGGAGCAGAGCCUCGUCCGCGCACCAAGGAACCCUCUGCACAGCCAGGAGUAUCUCUGAAUGGUGAUGGCUAUAUCGUGUACCAAAUGGGAUACUGGAAUCCUCGUAAACGCGCGGUGUUCUCCUUGUCGUUCCUCACCUUCUCACCAGACGGCUUGCUAUUCUUCAUAGGAAAAGAUUUGUCACUGGACUUCGGAUCCGGUGCAGCACAAUGGCUUGCCGAUACCACUACAUACAACGAUGGACAAUGGCAUACGGUAAUGGUGGCUAGAGAUGAGCGACAUGUGAAGAUGGAGGUUGACGGAGUUACGGUGAGAAUGUCUACGCUGAGCGUCACUGACUACUUGUACCUUGGAGGAACACCGGCUGGUGUCAAUACCCGCUCUCCUAUCGAACCAUUCCGUGGCUGCAUCAAGUCGGUUCGUCUGGGCUCCGAUGAAAUGGAUUUGUAUGCAAGUUACGCCAGUAAAGGCGUGAGGAACGCAUGCCCUCUUGGCACUGUGAACACGGUAUCAAUUCUAUCUGAUCGAUCCACGGCAGUAUUCGAGAACAUCACAGUUGCGGAUGAAAUGGAUGUAUCGCUACGCUUCAAAACUCGUCGCUCUUCUGGCACACUGUUGACUAUACAGUCGGAUGAGGAUGACUUACUGGCGUUGAAGAUUGAAGACGGUGUUUUGGUUUCUCUGGAGUUGGCUUCAGCCGCUGAUGAGCAGUGGCACUAUGUGUCCGUACGCAAGACCAAGGAGAUUCUCCGUGUAGACGUGGACG